This is a messenger RNA of Bradysia coprophila, 1203 nucleotides long. It is a transcript of the gene Fib, whose product is annotated as rRNA 2'-O-methyltransferase fibrillarin. The record is from RefSeq and is a predicted model, not a curated record. Gene Ontology annotation, biological process: box C/D sno(s)RNA 3'-end processing; rRNA methylation. Gene Ontology annotation, cellular component: Cajal body; box C/D methylation guide snoRNP complex; small-subunit processome. Lineage: Eukaryota; Metazoa; Arthropoda; Insecta; Diptera; Sciaridae. Gene Ontology annotation, molecular function: RNA binding; rRNA methyltransferase activity; histone H2AQ104 methyltransferase activity.
CAAGCGUGUUUUUCGAUCAUUCUUUUCAAGUUGAGCAGCACGUGUAUUUGACCGGUCGCUCCGAAUUAUUAUUUCAAUUUUUAGUUUCGGAAAGAACUACAACAUUUUAAUUCGAUUUAUUUGCAUUAGCGAGUUACAUUGAGUGUAUCGUAGUCGAUCGUUGCUAAAAUUAUGGGUAAACCAGGCUUUUCACCACGCGGUGGAGGAGGAGGCGGACGUGGAGGAUUCGGUGGUGGAAGAGGUGGCGGCGGAGAUAGAGGUGGACGAGGUGGAUUUGGAGGAAGAGGAGGAGGUGGUGGUGGAGGACGCGGAAGAGGUGGUGGACGUGGUGGACCUGGAGGACGUGGUGGUGGAGGAGGCCGCGGAAGAGGUGGCGGAGGACGUGGUGGUGGUGGUGGCGGUUUCAAAGGAGGCAAAACAGUUGUAAUCGAGCCACAUCGUCAUGAAGGAAUUUUCAUUGCCCGUGGUAAAGAGGACGCAUUAGUCACCAAAAAUCUAGUACCCGGCUCAGAAGUCUAUGGCGAGAAACGUAUAUCAGUUGAAACAAAUGGCGAGAAAGUCGAAUACAGAGUAUGGAAUCCAUUCCGAUCGAAAUUGGCUGCCGCCGUACUCGGUGGCAUUGACAGUAUACACAUGCCUCCCGGUUCGAAAGUCUUAUAUUUGGGCGCUGCAUCUGGUACAACCGUUUCACAUGUUUCCGAUGUCGUUGGACCCGAAGGACUUGUCUAUGCCGUCGAAUUCUCCAAUCGAUCCGGUCGUGAUCUGAUCAAUGUGGCCAAAAAACGUACAAACAUUAUUCCAAUCAUCGAAGAUGCCCGUCAUCCGCACAAAUACCGAAUGCUGGUCGGAAUGGUGGACACAGUAUUCGCUGAUGUUGCACAGCCGGAUCAGGCUCGAAUUGUUGCGCUGAAUUCACAAUAUUUCCUCAAGAAUGGCGGUCACUUUGUCAUUUCGAUUAAGGCUUCCUGUAUCGAUUCGACGGCUCAGCCCGAAGCUGUAUUCGCUGCUGAAGUGAAGAAACUGCAGGCUGACAAAUUGAAACCACAGGAACAAAUCACAUUGGAACCGUAUGAACGGGAUCACGCCGUUGUGGUUGGUGUAUUUAGACCGCCAUCGAAGAAUGUUGGUUCCACAUAAGUUUUAACUGUAAGAUUAAGAUAGAGUUUCCGCGAAUGAAAAAUACAAAACAUUUUAUUGACGAAA